AUGCCUGGUAGGGAAGUUGCACGGAAUUUCAUGCUAUCAGAGGGCCAUUUCAGUCGUAUAUUUGCAACAUGGAUCAAUUUUCUUGUCCAUAAGCUCAAAGCAAUAACAACCUUUCCAACAGUGGAGAAUAUAAAGCCGUAUUUGCCCAAGUCCUUUCAAGGUUUUGAGAACACUCGGCUGGUACUGGAUGCCACUGAAAUUCGUAUUCAGAAACCGUCCUCCCUGAAUGUGAAGAGACGAACGUUUUCAACAUAUAAGCAUUACAAUACCUACAAAGCUGUAAUUGGUUGCACACCCGAUGGGUAUAUUGCCUUCGUGUCAAAGCUGUGGGGUGGAUCUGUUUCUGAUAGUCUUGUGGUGGAGGAGAGCGGCAUCUUGGACCAACUCCAACCAGGUGAUGGGAUCAUGGUAGAUAAAGGAUUCGUGUUCCCUGCAAUGCCACCACGCAUUACAUUGUACAGACCGCCAUAUCGUCAGAGUCACGAACCCCAGAUGAGUUGUGCUGACGUUAUAGAAACAAGACGUGUGGCGUGUGCCAGGGUGCAUGUUGAGAGGGCCAUUCGCAGAGUAAAGGCUUUCCAUAUCCUUGAUAGGCCAUUCCCAAUAUCUAUGAUUGAUAUUGCAGAGCAAGUAUUUCAUGUAUGCUGUUUCCUUAGCAAUUUUCGCCUGCCGCUUAUAGCUGAUCACUAA
Molecule: messenger RNA, 690 nt
Organism: Ornithodoros turicata
Lineage: Eukaryota; Metazoa; Arthropoda; Arachnida; Ixodida; Argasidae
Exons: 1
Coding region: 1-690 (229 amino acids)
Source: RefSeq, a predicted model, not a curated record